GGCUCCUGUGAAGUGAACUGAGGCCAGACUCACAACAGCCGCGCGCGAGCCGCAGACUUCAUGAAAUCUGCGGUGGUCACGUUAAGGACUGAGCACUGCUUCAGAUUUACACAGAUCCACCUCGUGACAUCACAGUGUGAGUUUCACUGUCUGAGCUGUGACUCUUCUGCAGAAACGGAGCUUGGAUCCUUCACCUCCUGGAGUCAUGGCUGGAGCCCUGAGGAUGACCGAGGGGCAGCUCCUCAACAUCUACGACAACGAUCCUUUUAAUUUUAUGACUCCAUAUGAAUACAUUCCUCCAGUGGACAUCAAGACCGAGCCCUACAUCCCUGAGACGGCUCAUGGUCCUUACAUCCAAAUCAUCGAAGAACCAAAACAGAGAGGCUUCCGUUUCCGUUAUGAGUGUGAAGGCCCCUCCCACGGCGGCCUCCCGGGGGCGUCCAGUGAAAAGAACAGAAGGACCUAUCCAACGGUCAAGAUCAGUAACUAUGUGGGUCACGCUCGUGUGGAGGUGCAGCUGGUCACUCACACUGACCCGCCUCGUGUCCACGCUCACAGCCUGGUCGGACGCCACUGUAAUGAGAGCGGCACGUGCACUCUGGACAUCGGACCCAACGACCUCACCGCCUCGUUCAGUAAUCUGGGCAUCCUCCAUGUGACCAAGAAGGGCGUGGUGGAAAUCCUGUGCCGACGGCUGAAGGAGGAGAAGAGGCGACAGAAAGGGGGCGCUCUCUACCAGCUCUCAGAUACAGAGGAGGGAUCGUGUAUGAAAGAAGCCAAGGAGCUGGGUCGCACCAUGGACCUGAACAUCGUGAGGUUAAAGUUCACGGCGUUCCUCCAGGACAGCAACGGAGGCUUCACUCGAGCGCUCAAACCAGUCGUGUCUAACCCCAUUUACGACAGCAAAUCACCAAACGCCUCUAACCUGAAGAUCACUCGUAUGGAUAAAACAUGUGGGUCGGUGCUGGGAGGAGACGAGAUCUUCCUUCUCUGUGACAAAGUGCAGAAAGAUGAUAUAGAAAUACGUUUUUAUGAAGACGACGAGGGCGGCUGGGAAGCAUUUGGAGACUUUUCACCCACAGACGUCCACAAGCAGUACGCCAUUGUCUUCAAAACGCCGCCGUAUCACAGCACGGAGAUCGAGCGGCCCGUCACCGUGUUCCUGCAGCUGAAGAGGAAGAAGGCCGGAGACAGGAGUGACCCCAAGCACUUUACGUACAUCCCCCAGGUCCAAGACAAAGAGGAGGUGCUCAGGAAGAAGCAAAAGCCCCUGCCUCACUACGAGAACUGGAGAGGUGGAGGGCGAGGGGGCGGAGCUGAAGGCUUUGGGGGCGGGGCUUCUGGAGCCGGUGGAGGUGGAGGAUUUCAGUUCUGUCAGCACAUGAAUGGAGGAGGGAGUUUUUCGAUGGGAGGCUUCAGUGGGUUUUCUGGAGGGGCACAGAUGUCCUCGUCCUCGUCCUCACCUCAUCCACAGAGUGAAGAGAACAACGAGUCAAAGACGAAUCAAACAGGACAAACUAAUGCAAUACUGCAGCAGUGGCUUUUCCAGCUGGCCGUGAGCCUACAGACCAAAGCGUCCCAGAGCGCGAGGCAAAUGGCGGCGGCGCUGCUCCAGUACUGCAGCAGUGGAGACGUGCGUCUGCUCCUGUCCAUCCAGAGACAUCUGUGUGGAGUCCAGGAUUCAAACGGAGACACACCUUUGCACUUGGCUGUGAUCCACCAGCAGAGCGCCGUCAUCCAGCAGCUGCUUCAGACUCUGGGUAACGGACACCAGCACCUCCUCAACACGGCCAACCAUCUCAGAAAGACGCCGCUGCACCUGGCGGUGAGCUCGCGGCAGAUGCAGGUGGUGGAGCUGUUGCUUCGAGCAGGAGCAGACCCGAGCCUCGUGGACAGAGACGGGCGGAGCGCCGUGCACCUGGCGGCCCUGAGCGGAGACACGUCUGUGCUGCGCACGGUCCUGACCCAUCUCACUGACGAGCACGCGCCCCUGGUCAACGCCCCCGACUACCACGGACUGCAGCCGUUACACCUGUCGGUCAGGAGAGACGGGGAGCGCUGUCUCCGCCUCCUGGUGGAGAGCGGUGCAAAGAUCAACGCUCCGGAGCAGAAGAGCGGCUGUACCGCUCUGCACCUCGCUGUGACCGCUAACCUGUUUAAAGUGGCCUGCAUUCUGAUCACAGAGCUGAAGGCAGAUGUCAACAGCUGCACGUUUGGAGGGAACACUCCGCUGCAUUUCGCUGCGAGUCAGGGCUCCCCCACACUCUGCUCCAUGCUCAUCGCUGCAGGAGCGGAUAAAAACCUGGAAAACGACGAGCCUCUGUACUUCAGCUCCUCUGAUGAAGAACCAGACGAAGGAGAUGAAGAACAAACAGUCUCAGUCUCACAACCAACGAACCCCCUGAAAAGACGAGCUGGACACACGGCUCUGGACCUGGCCACGUGUCAGAAGGUCAGAAACUUGUUAACACCAAAACCUGAUAAAUCCUCGAGUCGUCAGAGCCUGAAAAAGACAAAACAGAGCAGCUCUGAAGGGGUCUCUGGUCUGGACAGUGACACUCUGACCCGUCUGAUGGAGGUGGUCAGUGUCCAGAACAUCCCCUGGAAGAAACUGGCUGAAAAACUGGGGAUGAUGACGCUCACUCCUCUGUACGAAAACAGCCCCUCGCCCUGUGUCCAGCUGCUGCAGCACUACCAGUUGGGUGGAGGUGCGGUGGAGGGGCUGGUGGAGGCGUUCCGGUCUCUGGGUGUGUCAGAGGGAGUGAGGCUCCUGAGGGACGCACAACCCCGAGAGGACAAACACAACACAGACACUACGGUGGACAGUGGGUUUGGGAGCCAGGCCAUGGAGGAGGAGGAGGAGCCUGUAGCUUCAUAAUGAGGCAGAAGUCACUGAAACUCGGCUCUGAAACGGGAGACGACUCAAGAACAACAACAGGAAGUGACCUGAGGAUCCUGACCUCUUCAAAACCACGAAAACUGUGUCAUCACUUUUAAUGAGAAACACAUUUAGUGUCAGAACUCGGUGAAAAGGAGGAAGCAGAAGUUAGAUAGAUGUUUCACUCAUCUUAUAUUUUGUGAUUGAAUCCAUGGGUUUGAUCAGAUGUUCUGAUGGUUUGAUCAGAUGUUCUGAUGGUUUGAUCAGAUGUUCUGAUGGUUUGAUCAGAUGUUCUGAUGGUUUGAUCAGAUGUUCUGAUGGUUUGAUCAGAUGUUCUGAUCAGAUGUUCUGAUGGUUUGAUCAGAUGUUCUGAUGGUUUGAUCAGAUGUUCUGAUGGUUUGAUCAGAUGUUCUGAUGGUUUGAUCAGAUGUUCUGAUGGUUUGAUCAGAUGUUCUGAUGGUUUGAUCAGAUGUUCUGAUGGUUUGAUCAGAUGUUCUGAUGGUUUGAUCAGAUGUUCUGAUGGUUUGAUCAGAUGUUCUGAUGUGACUCCAGGUGCGGCUCCGUGUUUCCAGUGCAGUAGAUGGAACAGUCCACGUGCGUCUGUCCACACAUUUAAGUUAUUAUGAAAUAUACUGUCACCUUUUAAGCUUACAAUUAUUUAUUUUGGACUUAAAUAACACAUCUCCAUCUUAAUAUUCAGGCGUUACAUCAGUGACGGGGCUGAUGUUCUCAUCUGUAUUUACAAACUUCUUUAUACAGUCUGUGGUCGUCAUAAACGACCUGCCAGUUCACAGAACGACCUCUUCCCUCGUCAAAAACAAAAGUUUAACUGUAACGACGACGAGCAGAAUAUGAAGUCAAGUGAGAACAUCGUUCUGAACAUGGAUCUGCUUCCAGCUGAUUAGAAUUUUAUUUCUAUUAAACUAUUUUGUGAAACCUAUUGUUUAUGCUGAAAAUAAAAAAACAAGUAUUUCAAA
Periophthalmus magnuspinnatus is the source of this 3855-nucleotide messenger RNA. RefSeq names its product nuclear factor of kappa light polypeptide gene enhancer in B-cells 2 (p49/p100) (gene nfkb2). Gene Ontology annotation, molecular function: DNA-binding transcription factor activity, RNA polymerase II-specific; RNA polymerase II cis-regulatory region sequence-specific DNA binding; protein binding. Bases 206 to 2878 code for a protein of 890 amino acids. The record is from RefSeq and is a predicted model, not a curated record. NCBI's taxonomy places the organism in Eukaryota, Metazoa, Chordata, Actinopteri, Gobiiformes, Gobiidae. The transcript is spliced from 24 exons. Gene Ontology annotation, cellular component: cytoplasm. Gene Ontology annotation, biological process: innate immune response; cellular response to stress; inflammatory response.